AUGGCAAAAAUGGAAGUUAUGAUUGCAAACCUUUGCAAGGAGUCUGAAGACAUGAAAAAAUUCAGGGAAGAAGUCAGAGGUAGUAUAAAGAGCCAAGGAGAGGUUCUUAAGAAUCUCGAAUCUCAGGUAGGACAUCUUUCACAGCAGACUCCGAAGUCCACUGAUAGUUUUCCAAGUGACACUGAGAAAAAUCUAAGAGGAAAACUGAAGAAGGUGAGAUGGGAAGAUUGUAAGGCAGUUACCCUUGCAAAUGAAGAAAACCUGGAAGAAGGUACCAACAAGCCAACGGAGCACAGCCAGGGAAUUUUCCAAAGUAAUUUGGAGAAAAAUGAACAAGGAACUGGAUCUGUACAAAGGAAGGAAUCAACAAGGAAGGAAGUUCCGAAACCUUAUGUGCCAAAGGCACCAUUUCCUCAGAGAUUCAAGGGAGAUGAAAAAGAAAAGUCAUAUUCAAGAUUUCUAGACAUGUUUUCAUCUCUCAGUGUCAACAUCCCCUUCAUCAAAAUUCUCCAACAGAUGCCUACAUACAUUAAGUGCAUGAAAGAGCUGCUGACCAAGAAAGGAACUGUAAAAGGGGGACAAACAGUGACAAUGAACAAGGAAUGUUGUGCCCUCAUCAAGAAGGACGUACUCAUAAAAAAAAAGAUCUAG
Molecule: messenger RNA, 651 nt
Organism: Arachis ipaensis
Lineage: Eukaryota; Viridiplantae; Streptophyta; Magnoliopsida; Fabales; Fabaceae
Source: RefSeq, a predicted model, not a curated record